UCUAACAUUGCUUUGUCUCCAUUUUUCAAGAGCCGUUGUUGGCUUUGGCUGCGCGGACUCCAUACGCAGCAGAAUCUUCACUGUUCACCAAUGGAGUCUUCUGACAACAACAAGAAAGAGCAAGUGCCACCCACACCCGAAGACCCCGAGAAGAAAAAGAAGAAGGAAGAAAAGGCAAGAGAGAAACAAUUGAAGAAAGAGAAGUUUCUUCAGAAGCAAGCUCAGCAACAAGCACAACAAUCAUCCAAUGCUUCUAAAAAGAGUGAAAAGAAAACUGUGAAGCGCGGUGCAGAGGAUGAGAAUCCUGAAGAUUAUAUUGAUCCCGAGACUACAUUGGGUGAUAAGAAACGUAUGUCUAGUCAAAUGGCAAAACAGUACAGUCCAACUGCCGUGGAAAAAUCGUGGUAUGAAUGGUGGGAGAAAUCAAGGUUGUUUGUGGCAGAUGCUAGCAGCUCCAAACCACCUUUUGUUAUUGUUUUGCCUCCACCAAAUGUGACUGGUGCUCUCCAUAUAGGUCAUGCUCUAACAGCUGCAAUAGAGGACACAAUGAUUCGUUGGAGAAGAAUGUCUGGAUACAAUACUUUGUGGGUGCCUGGGAUGGAUCAUGCCGGGAUCGCAACACAGGUAGUUGUGGAGAAAAAGAUAAUGCGUGAAAGACAACUAACCAGGCAUGAUCUGGGCCGUGAGAAAUUUAUCUCUGAGGUAUGGGAGUGGAAAAACAAGUAUGGUGGCACGAUAUUACAACAAUUACGCCGAUUAGGAGCCUCUUUGGAUUGGUCUCGUGAGUGCUUCACAAUGGACGACAGAAGAUCUAAGGCUGUGACAGAGGGUUUUGUGAGGCUUUACAAGCAAGGCCUUGUCUAUAGGGACCUUCGUUUAGUAAAUUGGGAUUGUGUGUUACGGACGGCAAUAUCUGAUAUUGAGGUGGAUUACAUUGAUGUAAAAGAAAGGACUCCACUAAAGGUUCCAGGAUAUGACAAACCAGUGGAAUUUGGAGUUUUAACAAAAUUUGCAUACCCUUUGGAAGGGAACCUAGGUGAAAUUGUUGUUGCCACGACUAGAAUAGAAACUAUGCUUGGUGACACUGCUAUUGCUAUACAUCCUGAUGAUAUCAGAUACAGCCAAUUUCAUGGAAAAUAUGCUAUUCAUCCAUUUAAUGGCAGAAGACUUCCUAUAAUUUGUGAUGCCAUCCUUGUGGAUCCGGAGUUUGGGACAGGUGCUGUUAAGAUUACACCUGCCCAUGAUCCAAAUGAUUUUGAGGUGGGAAAACGUCACAACCUUGAAUUCAUUAAUGUUUUCACUGAUGAUGGGAAAAUAAAUUCUAAUGGUGGCUCUGAAUUUUUGGGCAUGCCACGAUUUAAAGCUCGAGUAGCAGUAACUGAAGCAUUACAGAAGAAGAGUCUUUAUAGAGGUUCUGAAAACAAUGAGAUGCGCCUUGGUGUAUGUUCUAGAAGCAAUGAUGUUGUGGAGCCCAUGAUAAAGCCCCAAUGGUAUGUCAGUUGCAAUGACUUGGCGAAGCAAGCUCUUCAUGCUGCGACGGAUGAGGAAAACAAAAAGCUAGAGAUUAUUCCAAAACAAUAUUUGGCUGAUUGGAAGAGAUGGCUAGAAAACAUACGUGAUUGGUGCAUUUCACGGCAGCUAUGGUGGGGUCACCAAAUACCUGCAUGGUAUGUCACUGUAGAGGAUGACAUACUGCAGGAAUUUGGUGCUUACAACGAUCAUUGGGUGGUGGCAAGAAAUGAAAAGGAGGCCCAAGAUGAGGCUAGCCAAAGGUAUAAUGGAAAGAAGUUUCGUUUAGGCCAGGAUCCUGAUGUUCUUGAUACGUGGUUUUCUUCUGGUCUGUUCCCAUUAUCUGUGCUGGGAUGGCCUGAUGACACAGAAGACCUGAAGGCAUUCUAUCCAACUUCUGUUUUGGAAACUGGCCAUGAUAUCCUCUUUUUUUGGGUUGCUCGUAUGGUGAUGUUAGGAAUGAAGUUGGGUGGCGAUGUGCCUUUUAGAAAGAUUUAUUUGCAUCCCAUGAUUCGUGAUGCACAUGGGCGCAAGAUGUCCAAGUCUUUGGGGAAUGUUAUUGAUCCCAUUGAAGUAAUAAAUGGGAUAUCUCUGGAAGGCCUACAUAAGAGGUUAGAGGCCGGUAACCUGGACCCCAAAGAACUAGCUACUGCCAUAGAGGGUCAGAAAAAGGACUUUCCAAAUGGUAUUGAUGAAUGUGGUGCUGAUGCUCUCCGUUUUGCACUGGUCUCGUACACAGCUCAGUCUGACAAAAUUAACCUAGAUAUUCAAAGGGUGGUUGGGUAUCGCCAAUGGUGU
Messenger RNA from Gastrolobium bilobum, 2307 nucleotides. Its product is annotated as valine--tRNA ligase, mitochondrial 1-like. The record is from RefSeq and is a predicted model, not a curated record. Gene Ontology annotation, molecular function: valine-tRNA ligase activity; aminoacyl-tRNA deacylase activity; ATP binding. Lineage: Eukaryota; Viridiplantae; Streptophyta; Magnoliopsida; Fabales; Fabaceae. The transcript is spliced from 16 exons. Gene Ontology annotation, cellular component: cytosol. The annotation marks the transcript as partial. Gene Ontology annotation, biological process: valyl-tRNA aminoacylation.